AGCUCGAGGUUCGUGACGUCAGAACAUAUGACCGGAAAGCUAUCAUAUGAUCACUGUUUACAAAAAAACCCAGGGCUCCAUUCAGUCGCUCGCGGACGAGGCUACUGUAGUUUUUCACGGCAAUAAUGAGACUUGUAAUUCUCGAUGACUAUGACCUGGCCAGCGAGUGGGCUGCCAAAUACAUCCGCAACCGAAUUAUCCAGUUCAGGCCCAGCGCAGACAGAUACUUCACUCUAGGCCUGCCAACUGGAAGCACUCCACUGGGCUGCUACAGGAAGCUGAUUGAGUAUCACAAGAGUGGAGAUCUGUCCUUUAAAUAUGUGAAGACCUUUAACAUGGAUGAGUAUGUUGGUCUGCCAAGAGAUCAUCCGGAGAGUUACCAUUCAUACAUGUGGAACAACUUCUUCAAGCACAUCGAUAUAGAGCCUCAGAACACCCACAUCUUGGACGGCAAUGCGACUGACUUGCAGGCGGAGUGUGAUGCCUUUGAACAGAAGAUAACAGCAGCCGGGGGCAUUGAGCUGUUUGUAGGAGGUAUUGGGCCAGACGGCCACAUUGCCUUUAAUGAGCCUGGUUCCAGUUUGGUGUCGAGGACGCGAGUGAAGACUCUGGCUAAGGACACUAUAGUAGCCAAUGCUCGUUUCUUUGGGAAUGACUUGUCUAAAGUCCCCACCAUGACUCUUACUGUUGGCGUGGGGACGGUUAUGGAUGCUAGAGAGGUUAUGAUCCUGAUCACUGGUGCACACAAAGCCUUUGCCCUGUAUAAGGCCAUAGAGGAGGGGGUGAACCACAUGUGGACAGUAUCUGCCUUCCAGCAGCAUCCUCGCACCAUAUUUGUCUGUGAUGAGGAUGCAACACUCGAGCUCAGGGUCAAGACGGUGAAGUAUUUCAAAGGGCUAAUGCAUGUUCACAAUCAACUGGUGGAGCCCAUGCACAGCGUGAAGAACUAUAAGGAUUAAGGAUGGGGACAUGCAAUUUUAUGUCUUAAGGGAGUGAAACAAAAUAUUUGCACCAGUUUACAGUAGAAGAAAAUGGUUUCAGAGACCGCAGCAACCUCCGAAUGUAACAAAGGUGGCUGAAAAAAAACAGUGAGAAUGGCAUGUCCCACUGAUCUAUGUAGACGCCUUUGCAUUUGAACUGUUGACUUCUAUCCAUAGGCUUGAUCUUCAGUGGUUUCCUAAUGCACUCCAGAAAAGCACACUUCUUCUCUGCCAACUUGAAACAACAGGGUAGAAAAACAAUAAUGUGGUCUGAGUUUUAUGGAAAGUUCAGUUUAAGGGAAAUCAGUUUUGGCAUUUGAUUGUUACUAAGGUUUAACUCUUGUAUGAAAACACUGACUUCACUCUCGUCAACUCUAACGCCCAUUUCAUUUUUCAAUUAACAUGCCAUUUAAUUUUGUACUGUUAUUUCACAUGACUGGAACGUGUUACUUGUAAAACAAAAAAGUCAUGAUGUUUGUUAUUCCUAAUAAUCCAGUUCAGCAUAAAACUAACUUUGCAUAUCUGUCUUGGGUUACAAGAGGUACUUUACACGGUUGACUCCUUUUGUUCUUUCAAAGCUGGAAAUUUAUAUAUCCUACAACACUCCAGCCUUUUAUUAUUUUGUUAUGGACUGGAUCUCAGAGCCUUUACAUAUGCUUACUGUAACAUUUCUUGCUGGAAUGUAAUUACUCACGUUUAGUCUUCAGUGAUUGGUCUCCAUUUCUUCAGGUUCUUCCAGAAGUCCUAGUCCUGGAGAAAUCCUGCCUUCUACUGCUCUUACAUUGCUCUGAUUCAACCCAUUAACAAAUUAAUAAGGCCUUUAAAUGAUGAAUCGGUUAUGCAAGAACAUGGAAAAACUCUUUAACUAGGGCGAUUUAGCUCACUCCAUCCAGAACUGUAGUACAGUAGUGGUUGUUUCAACCAUGUACCAUAAAAACAGUUAUUUCAGUGAGCUUUUUACUUCAUGUUAGAGAGCUCAUUACAAGUGACUGUACUGUCAUUGUUCCCAUGAAAUUCAUGGGGUAUUCCCUCUAUUGAAAGUGUCUAAAACACUCCAGUGAUAGAAUUGGAAAGCACUGCUCUGGAUUGCCUCUUAAAUUCAACAGUAAAAGGAGUUGGCGUUCAGUGCUAGAGACUUGAGUGACUUGCGUGUUUAUUUGGGACCAGUAUUACCUGCUUUGUCGUCCUUUUUCUGACACUUAUUAUCUGGACACUUUGUUGGGAUCAGAAAGAAUCUGUUAUAUGAUAGUUGCUGAGUGACCUUGGUCUUCUGUUUUGGAAAAUAAACACUUAAAACAUCAGUGCCAUUUAUUAAAUAGUACUGAGCCUCAUUAACAUGAGCAUGUUCUGUAUACUUUUCCAGAUCUGUGUAUCAAUUAAUAUUAUUUCUGUUCUGUUCUCUGCUCUUUUACUUUUAUAAGAGGUCAUGGCAACCGGCACAUUUUAAUUGUACUCUGUAUAAACAGGUCUGUGCUUGGUAUGUUAAAGCUUGUAACCUGUAGUUACUUCUAAAAAUCUGAUUGUAUUUCUUUUAUACUUCAGUAUUUUGAGUAAUCUGAUGAAAAUGCCCCUGUGAAUAGUGAUGUCAACAGGAAUAUUAACAUCUUUUUUUUCUGUUUAUAAAAAUGUUUCCAUUCACCUCUUUAUUCAACAUGAAAAUGCUACCAGAUUUGCACUUAUGCCAAAUCUGCCUUUCAUAUCUUAUUUUACAUGGUUGUAGGGAUAAUAAACUUUUUGGGUUGAGA
Messenger RNA from Pygocentrus nattereri (red-bellied piranha), 2725 nucleotides. It is a transcript of the gene gnpda2, whose product is annotated as glucosamine-6-phosphate deaminase 2. Gene Ontology annotation, cellular component: cytoplasm. Gene Ontology annotation, biological process: D-glucosamine catabolic process; N-acetylglucosamine catabolic process; carbohydrate metabolic process. The coding region runs from base 126 to 959 and encodes 277 amino acids. Gene Ontology annotation, molecular function: glucosamine-6-phosphate deaminase activity; identical protein binding. The record is from RefSeq and is a predicted model, not a curated record. The transcript has 7 exons. Lineage: Eukaryota; Metazoa; Chordata; Actinopteri; Characiformes; Serrasalmidae.